Molecule: messenger RNA, 1196 nt
Organism: Gymnodraco acuticeps
Lineage: Eukaryota; Metazoa; Chordata; Actinopteri; Perciformes; Bathydraconidae
Gene: socs1a
Product: suppressor of cytokine signaling 1a
Biological process (GO): phosphatidylinositol phosphate biosynthetic process; intracellular signal transduction
Cellular component (GO): phosphatidylinositol 3-kinase complex
Molecular function (GO): 1-phosphatidylinositol-3-kinase regulator activity
Source: RefSeq, a predicted model, not a curated record
CUGGUUAUCACCGACACACACACGAGUAGUUUGUCGAGUGGAGAUCAUCACAGACAGCAGAUCCAUAAAGUCAGAGCUGUCAAACUGUGUUUUACGCACAACUCCACGCUGUGCCACGGAUUACCUGCAGGAGAUAAACGCAUUGCAUUUCAGUGUUUUGCACUUUGGGAUUACAGACACACACAUACCGAUCACUAAACAGCUGCUGUUGUUAGCAGAAAACGGAUGUCAGUGUGGUGUUCAGAGAUGGGAGAGGGUCUGGGGCCACUCUCCCCUGUAGGAUGGUAGCCAACAGCACAGUGGAAGGCCUUGACAAGACCAGGUUGUCUAGCUCAUCCUCAUCGUCAUCGUCAACCUCAUCCUGUUCUUCAUCAUCGUCCCUGUCAUUACCGCUGGCUAGGCACGAGCUCUCUCUCAGCCCUCAGCGAACAGAGUCAGAGCUUCAGCGUCGGGACGAUCCCAGCCCGAGGUCGGUGUCGGUCCCCUCGGUGUACCUCACACACUUCCCCACAUUCUCUUGUAAGGAGGACUGCAAGAUCAUUACGGACACAGCAGCCAAGCUUGAACACAGCGCCUUCUACUGGGGCCCUCUGGGAGUGGAGGACGCCCAUCGCAUGCUGAGGGACGCUCCUCUGGGAAGCUUCCUCAUCCGUGACAGCCGGCAGAAACACGUCUUCUUCACGCUGUCCUACCACGGCAGCAGCGGGCCAGUCAGCGUGCGCAUCGACUACAAGCAGCGGAAGUUCUCACUGGCGGGCAACGAGCGCUCCUUCCCGUCGCUCUUCGCCCUCUUGGAGCAUUACAUCAAUUCCCCCAAGAAGAGCCUGAGCGUCCCGUACAGGAAAUGGAAGCCGACACUGCAGGAGCUGUGCAGGAAGCGCAUCAUGGAGCUGUGUGGGGGGGGCCAGGUGUCCGAGCUGCCACUCACACAUGUUGUCCAAGGCUUCCUCAUGGAAUUCCCUUACAAACUGUGACCAGAUUGCCUCUCAAAGUUUUGAUAGUAUUAUUAUUCAUUUCAAGAAGGACCUUUUUACUGAUGAACAGUAAACCGGAGGAGUGUUUGGUAAAGACUGCUCAUAAUGCGAUGGACGUUAAGACUGCGUUGUCAUGGUCACACAUGAAAGUAUGUCCAUUACCUGGGCUUAAAAACUGCAAAAUGGUUCACAAGAGACAUCAUGACCACAGUCAAGUAAAGG